Messenger RNA from Musa acuminata AAA Group (dessert banana), 2117 nucleotides. Its product is annotated as serine/threonine-protein phosphatase PP1-like. NCBI's taxonomy places the organism in Eukaryota, Viridiplantae, Streptophyta, Magnoliopsida, Zingiberales, Musaceae. The coding region runs from base 937 to 1731 and encodes 264 amino acids. The transcript is spliced from 4 exons. Gene Ontology annotation, cellular component: nucleus; cytoplasm. The record is from RefSeq and is a predicted model, not a curated record. Gene Ontology annotation, molecular function: protein serine/threonine phosphatase activity.
AGAUGUUGAUGACGAAGAGCUCGAUGGGGGCCAUGGAAGGGCCCGUGCUUGACGACGUGAUCCACCGGCUGUUGGAAGGCAGGCAGGGCGGCCGCCAGGUCCAGCUCUCGGAGUCGGAGAUCCGCCAGCUCUGCAUCGAAGCCAAGCACGUCUUCCGCGCCCAGCCCAACCUCCUCGAACUCCACGCCCCCAUCAAGAUUUGCGGUUGGUUGUCGGAUUCCCGAUCUCAUCCUUGACAUUGGUCGCAUUCGAUACGUCGCUACUUUAGAUUCGCGAUUUCCUGGCUUGUGAUUUAGAGCUUUGAUCUUCAUCGAGUUAGGCGCAUAAUAAUACUAUCGAAUAGAAUGCUUUUGGGGCCUUCUAAUGUUGCGAAUAGCAUUAAGGAAAACAUAUAGGCAAAUGUCCCGUGAAAUCGGUAUCAACUUUCUCGUGAUUAACAUGAUCAACAAAUCUUGCUUCACAAAUAUCAAUGUCCUAGUCAAUGUAUAGAUUUCAUUUAUCUGUGAUUUAUUCUUCUAUCCAAAGCUGCUGAAAGGUCAAGGUCAACAGUGGAGGAAUUUCCACGGAAUGAAAGUUAGAAUGUCGUCUUCAUCUUUUUCCCCAUUUGAUGAGGUCAGAUUUGGUCGCCUUGCUAAUUUGCUGAGGUAGACAACACGUAGUUGAUUAUGGGAGUAUCAAAGUGGGUCGAGGCGGGAUGCCUGAUGGAGUUGAAGCGAACCGAUACGGCACAAAUCCAAGAUGUAGAGUUGUUCCAGAUCGAAGUGUUCCACUGAGUAGAAGAGUGCUAUGAGGCAAAUCCUACCGAGGGGCUGAGAUCAUGGAGUGAGUGGUCGAGUUGAGUUUUAGGCCCUCCUAUCAUUCUGGACGUGGAUCCCCCUCCAUCUCGAAAAUGCAGGAGAGGAGACAUUGACGCUGAGAUUUCCAGACCUACAAAGGAUGCACUUUGGUGAUAUACAUGGACAAUAUCUUGACCUUCUGAAGUUGUUUGAAAAAGGUGGCUUUCCUCCUCAUUCUACAUAUUUAUUUCUUGGGGAUUAUGUGGAUAGAGGCAAACAAAGCUUGGAGACGAUAUGUUUGCUUUUGGCAUAUAAAGUCAAGUACCCUGAUAAAAUCUUUCUACUACGUGGAAAUCAUGAAGAUGCAAAAAUAAACCGAGUUUAUGGAUUUUACGACGAAUGUAAAAGGAGAUUCAACGUUCGUCUCUGGAAGACAUUCUGUGAUAGUUUUAAUUAUUUACCAAUGGCAGCAUUAAUUGAUAAAAAGAUAUUGUGUAUGCAUGGGGGCCUUUCACCGGAGUUGAAUAGCUUGGACCAAAUCAGAGAUAUCAAAAGGCCCACUGAAAUACCGGAUUAUGGUCUUCUUUGUGAUUUGCUUUGGUCCGAUCCUGAUCCUAAGAUUCAAGGAUGGGGUGAGAGCGAUCGCGGCGUUUCGGUUACAUUUGGCGCUGAUAAGCUUGCAGAGUUUUUGGACCAGCAUGAGCUUGAUCUCAUAUGCCGCGGUCACCAAGUAGUUGAGGAUGGUUAUGAAUUUUUUGCAAAUCGGCGAUUGGUUACUUUAUUUUCGGCACCAAACUACUGUGGAGAGUUUGAUAAUGCAGGUGCAUUGUUGAGCAUAGACAAAAACCUAUUCUGUUCAUUUGAGAUAUUGAAACCCUAUGAUUUCAUGUCUACUCCAGGCAGCUCCAAUGCAUUAAAAACAGCACCUAAGAAGUCAGAAACUGGCAAAGUUUGACGUGUCUUCAAUCGGUUGUCGAAGUUUAACUCGGCUCCAAGGGGGAGAUCUAAUGGGUGUGGAUCCGCCGGAGCUUGCACUAACUCUGUUGCAGUUCUGGUACUUUGGUAGAGCUUACGACUAAUUUAACUCUCUGUUUUAAAUGAUCGGGAGAGCCAAGCUUGUCUAUCAAGCCGGAAACACCAUGUGUAAACAACACUAAGAGCUUUUGUUCAUGUACAGCAGCAAUGUAGGAUACUCAUGUUCUUUUCUUCUCCACCAUGUUGGUGGCUGCACUUUCUACUUGUAGCUGCAAGCGAUUCCUUUCGGAUCCUCUCAUUGUGUUGGUUAUCUUUCCUCGACACUCAAAUGCAUAUUUGAUCAACUAUUGUGUCAUAUUUAGUGCA